AAGGGGAAGGACUUAGUUUACCAAAAGAAUUCUAAAUCAAAAGUAAUUGCAGUGUGUAGAGAGAAAGAAUUGUAAAUAUAGGGUUUAUGGAAGACAGUUGAAGGGUGAGGCCACAUUCAUGUUGAUUUCACUUAGGCCCAAACAUACAUGUGCUCGGAAAUACAAGAAUCAUUUGAUUACUUCCAAGUGGAUUGCUGAGUGGUGCUUGGACAGUUUUAGAGAUCAACCGAACAUGCCUGUAGAAGUCCUGAAGAAGAAGGUGAAGAAGAAAUGGAAUGUUGAGAUCCAUCCUAGUACCCUAUAUAGGGCUAGGAAGAGGGCACAAGAGGUGAUUUAUGGGAAGUUGGGUGAGCAGUACCAUCGUCUAUGGGACUAUUGCGCGACAAUCAGAAGCACAAAUGUGGGGAGUUGUGUUAUUUUGAUGGUUGAGAGACCUAUGCCCGAAAUGCCAUGUAGAUUCCAAAGGAUGUACAUAUCCUUGGCAGCAAUGAAAAAUGGCUUCAAGGAUGGGUGUAGGCCUGUGAUAGGCCUUGGUGCGUGUUUCUUGAAGGGGGUUUACAAGGGGCAGUUAAUGGCAGCUAUUGGAAGGGAUGCCAAUAAUAACAUGUAUCCAAUAUCCAUGGCAGUUGUAGAGGCAGAGACCAAGGAUAGCUGGUCAUGGUUUCUUGAGGCACUAUUGGCUGAUCUUCGCCCCAGUGGUGUACGUAGAUGGACUUUUAUUUCAGAUAGACAAAAGGGUCUUGUACCAAGUCUUAUGGAGGUGUGCCCUAACGCUGAGCAUCGGAUAUGUGUGCGGCACUUGUACACCAAUUUUCGGAACGACGGUCACUGGGGGGUGUUACUAAAGGACUUGCUGUGGAGAGCUGCUGCAUCUUACACACAGAAUGAGUUCUAUGCUGUAAUGGAAGAGCUUAAGGGCCUUAAUCUGCCAGCCUAUGAGUACCUUUCGAAGGUUGACCCUGCAACUUGGUGUAGGGGAUGGUUCAACACAUAUGCAAAGUGUGACCUCUUACACAACAAUUUGGCCGAGUGCUUCAAUUCUUGGAUCAUCAAGUUCAGAGAUAAGACCAUACUGGUAAUGUUGGAAGGCAUUAGGACAAGUUUGAUGAGAAGGUACCAGCGGAAAAGAGAAAUUAUAGCUGCGAUGGAAGGCAAUGUUGGGCCAAAAAUUAAGGAGAAGUUGGAGAUAGAAGAAGAUGAGGCCGGACAUUGCACACCAACAUUUGCUGGUGAUGGUUUAUUUGAGGUCGAGUGCAGGGGUAGAAGGUAUGCUGUGAAUUUACCUGCCAAGACAUGUGGGUGCAGAAAGUGGGAUGUUUCUGGUAUCCCAUGUGCUCAUGCCAUCUCAUCAAUAUGGCAUGGUGGAGGCAACCCUGAGGAUUAUCUGAGCCCAUACUUUGGCAAGGUGAUGUACCUAAAGGCAUACACACCCAUCAUCUACCUUGUACCCAGUGAGGAGCAGUGGGCUAGGACAAAUCAACCCAUCAUUGAACCACCUAAGGCAAGGGCAUCUUCGGGAAGACCUAAAAAACUGAGGAACAGAGGGGCUGAUGAGACCUUAAAUCCCUACACAGUUAGAAAGGGUGGUACGAAGAACCAAUGUAGGAUGUGCAAAAAAUAUGGUCACAAUACUAGAACAUGCACUGCGAGGAUGCGACAUGAUGAAAGACAAGAACGUAGGCGGAAUUUCUAUAGAAAACAUGCAGCAGAUCUUGACUGCAAUCUUGACAGGUUGGAUGGUUCAUCCAAUGCCCCAUCUGUGGCCCAAUCUACUGCAUCAAUGCCAAGUGCCCCAUCCAGUGCCACAUCCAGCGCCCCAUGUGUUGGUAAUCCUACUCACCCAACAGGAAGUAGGGGGCAAAAGAGGAGAAGAGAAGAUGGUUCAAGCAAUGCGUCUGGACAAGGAAUGCACAAGAGCAAAGGAAAACUCCUUGUCUAUCUCACUGGAAACCCUGCUGGACCACCGAAAGUUCCAGGGGGUGGACUAGCAUGCUCAUGGGGUCCUCCCAGAAGUGCAACUGGUAUCACUUUUAGAGUUGCUCCCCCUGAUUUCGACAUGCACAAUUUGGUUGCUGCAUCCACUGUCAUUCCUCAACCAGAAGUACAAGGAGUUGCAAAGAAGAAUGACAAAGGGAAGAAAAAGAUGUGGAGAGUCUGA
Molecule: messenger RNA, 2158 nt
Organism: Alnus glutinosa
Lineage: Eukaryota; Viridiplantae; Streptophyta; Magnoliopsida; Fagales; Betulaceae
Exons: 4
Coding region: 119-2158 (679 amino acids)
Molecular function (GO): zinc ion binding
Source: RefSeq, a predicted model, not a curated record